Messenger RNA from Platichthys flesus (European flounder), 3237 nucleotides. It is a transcript of the gene cfap251, whose product is annotated as cilia and flagella associated protein 251. Bases 40 to 3042 code for a protein of 1000 amino acids. The transcript is spliced from 21 exons. Lineage: Eukaryota; Metazoa; Chordata; Actinopteri; Pleuronectiformes; Pleuronectidae. Gene Ontology annotation, molecular function: protein binding. Gene Ontology annotation, cellular component: sperm flagellum. The record is from RefSeq and is a predicted model, not a curated record.
AUUCAGGAAGUCUUAAAACGUGAGGUGCGGUCAGACAUCAUGUCAGAUGCUGAGGAGCUCGUCACAAGCUGGGGAGAGAAGAACAAACAAUCACAGGAUGGAGAGGAUUAUGAUGACGGCGAGAAGAAGCAGAGGAGGAGCAGCGAUGAAGCCGAGGAGAGUGCAGGGGUCAGGGGAGAGGAGACGGAGUUGACCCGGCAGUCUCAAGUCUACAGUGCAACCACUGACACACUUUUCUCAAAGUCUCACACCAGAGCCCACGCACUGUCACUGGAAUGGGUGAUUGGGAUGACUCCUGCACUCCCCGUCUUCAGUUUGCAAGACCACGAUCAGUUGGUGAUUCUCUACGCUGGAGCUCACAUCGGGAUCAUCUACAACCACACGUCAAAGACCCAGCACACACUCCAGGGUCACUGCAACCCCAUCUCAUGCAUGUGUGUGAGCGAAGACAGACGCUGGGUUGCAACAACAGAACGGGGACCGAAAAACCUGGUGAUGAUAUGGGACUCCUAUUCUGGAAUUCCUGUGCAGACCUUGUUCGACUGCCACCCUGAUUGUGGUGUCGUUGCAAUGGCGUUUUCAAAGGACACAAAACAUCUGGUAACCCUCGGGGCUGAAGACGUUCAAUGUUUGUGUGUUUGGGAUUGGACAAAUCAAAAGGAAAAGCCUUUAUGCUUUACUGAAAUCAAUCCUAAGCACGGUUAUCAAGAGCACGUCAUUUUCAACCAAAACGAUAGCAAUCAGCUGCUCACCAGCAGUGAAAGCCAGGUGCUACUUUACAGCAGGGCUCAGGGAGAUCUGCAAUAUGUUGCCCUGAAUUUUAAGAAGCUCUGUGCCGCAGCCGGCAGUGGAAGGGAUGCUUCUGUAUCACCUCCGUCUCCUGCUGACCUUUCUCAAGCUGUCAACAAGGCUGCCAGGUUUCCGAAUAGGUGUGUGUUUCACUGUAGGAAGCCUCAGGUCCUGGCUGCCACUGCAGCUGGGGGGCUUGUGGUCUGGGACGUGAUGAAAGACAUGAAUGAAAACCAGACUGUCCCUCGAGACCGAAUCAAGGUCAUCAGGCUUCAGAAAGAUCCGAUCACUGUUCUCGCCGUAACUGACAGCUGUAUAGUAACCGGUGACACUCAAGGCGAUAUCAAGUUUUAUAAUGACGAAUUCCAGCUCGUCAUGUGGUACGACGAAUUCAACCUGGAUGCUAUUGUGUCCAUUUCCUUUUCCAAAGAGUGCACAGAGGGGUUUUUGAAGGCCUGCACUCUGGAGGCCAAACCCUACAUUUUCAGGAACUUUGUUGUGUCCACAGUCAGCUCCAGAGUAGUACAUGUGAAUUCACAGAAAAGCAUCCAACAGAUUCUGCUGAGUGAGGACUGUGACCCUGUACAUGCUGUAGCCUGUCACCCCAAACAGCCAGCUGUUGCGAUGGGCAACCACAUGGGCAUUUUAAGAGUGUGGGAUUACAACAACAAAGUGAUCAUCUGCAGAAGGGUCUUUGCGACAGAGAAGGAGAUUGGGUGUGUUACUUUUGAUCCUCAAGGAUCCUACCUGGCAGUUGGAUUUGGCAGCGGCGCCGUUCACAUACUGAACUCCAGCACUUUGAAAAAUGAUCCUCAGGAAUGUUUCCAUUUUGCUAAAGAUGGCAUCCUUCACAUCACUUUCUCCUCAGACUCAAAGUAUCUUGCCACUGGAGAUGCUGGAAAAACAGUGACAGUGUUCCGCCUGCAGGCUAGAGAAGGUACUUCACCUCGUUGGAUGUACCUGGGCAGAUACCGCUCCCACUACAAGCCCAUCAUAGACCUUCUUUUUGGGGUUCACCUGGACAGCACCCAACCCAGACUGCUAUCUCUGGGGAUGGACCGUCGCCUGGUGGAGUACGACUUGGAAAACUCUGAAGUGAACCAUCUCCUCAUUUUAAGCUCUGAGCGCGUCGAGCAAAGUGCUGUGCCAAAGUGCAUGACUUGGUAUCCUCCGUUGACGGCAGAGCAGUUCCUUCUCAUUGCCUCAGACCAGUACAAGAUGAAGCUUUUCAACAGCACGAGCAGGAUGUGCAGACAGACUCUCCUUGGCCCAACAUACGACUCUCCCAUUAAGAAAACAAUGGUUCUUCCCAAGGUGAAAGAAUCUGAGACAAACUCAUAUUACCUGGCUUACAUCACAGAGGACAAGGUGGGUCUCCAGAUUUUGCCUAUUGACGGGAACCCCUACAAGUCCAAUGCUGUGAUCUGCCACUCAACAGGGGUGUCUUCUUUUGCCUGCUCCUACGAAGGCCGAUUUGUCUUCACUGCAGGCGGAUCUGACUGCACUGUAAUGUCAUGGGAGAUAAGCUUAAAUGCUUUGGAAGCAGCAGCCUCAUUGGGCGGAAAGGACAUGGAUCCUUUUUAUACCCUUUUAGAAGGAGGGAGAGACGGCAAGUUGUACAGGGAUAUGGAGGACUUUUUCUAUUUCUGCCAAGUCGGUCAUCAAGGCACUGACUCAAUGGAGAAACGUCAAGUGUCGACCAAAAUCCCCCUGUGUGAGGUCCCUUCUCUGAUGAGAGCAUUGACAUAUUACCUUACAGAGCAAGAGAUAGAAGACUUGCAAAAUGAGAUCAAGUUCAGCAAGUAUGCAGAAACAGGAAAAUACGUGACUGACAUUGACCUGGAGGAGUUCAUCAAACUUUAUAUCAACCAUCGGCCAGCCUUCGGCAUUGAUAGACAUCAGCUCAUCCAAGAUUUCAAUGUCCUUGGUAACCAGGACAGUACAGGACGGCCCGUUCUGCAGAGAAAUGAGCUGCUAGAAUUUCUGCAGGCUCGAGGAGAACACAUGACGGAGGAUGAGGUGGCAGAGUGUUUCACUAAACUUUUAGGUGUCAAUGAAGAAGAAGAAGAAGAAGAAGAAGGAGGAAAAGGAGGAGUGGAACAUUCUUACAUUCAUAAAUCUAAAGGUGGCGAUUCAGAAUAUUCUUUGGAGUGUGCAAUUCCAGAAGAGAUAUCAUUGGAGACAUUCACAGGUCACAUCCUGGGCUUCUCAUGCCCAAUACAGGAGAGUGGCAGAUCCUCGUCUUCACAGUGAUGAAAGCAACAAACUAUCUGCUCGUUCAGAAUAAGUGGUGUUGAGGACGAGCCUUAGACUCUUCCCUUCCCUUUCUUGCCCUAAUACAUACUCUGGCCUUUUUAUGUGUCUGAUUUUGAAUAAAAUAUCUAUAUUAAGUCAGAUGUUUUUAUAAGAAAUAUUAUAAAUGAAAAUGUUAAACUAAAGUAAGAAUUU